Molecule: messenger RNA, 2079 nt
Organism: Sphenostylis stenocarpa
Lineage: Eukaryota; Viridiplantae; Streptophyta; Magnoliopsida; Fabales; Fabaceae
Source: the annotation of a GenBank genome assembly
AUGCGUGGGUUUUCGAACGCCAAACGACACAUUAGCAAACAACAAUCUCAAUUUCAAUCUGCUUCUUCUGGGGGACGCAGCCUCAUCCCUCCCAGUGGAGGUUUGAAUGCGAGUAGUGACUGUUCCGAGAAAUCAAAGAAGGAGAAGGUGAGAAGCUUGAGUGCUGUUGCCAAAGCAUUAUCAAUGGGUUGCCGUGUCUCUCACUCUCCAAAACCAACAAAGAAAUUUAAACUUCCCAGAAAGUUUCCGAAGGACUGCAAUGGCGUCGAUCAUGCCUCUGUUCCGCGGAAGAUACGUUCAGCUGUGACAAAACGGGGUCGCGAAUCUAUCUUUGGGGAUUCAGAAAAGGUGAACCAUGAGAUGAACGGAAUGGAAUCUCCUCAAAAAGAUGGCAUAAAGAAAUCCAAAAAACAAAGAAGCCCGGUCUGGUCCACGAGGCAAGUUUUGCCCGGGCCCAUAACGAAAGAUGAGGAAGAGGUUGCGGAGACUCUCUAUGCCUUGGCUGGAAUGUUCCCUGAUAACGGCUCCAGUGUUAAGAGUGAACCAGACAGUGAAUCUUUACCAGAAAACUCCACGGUUUUGCAGGACCAAGAGGAGAGUCAGAGUGCUACUGCUACUCUUGAAGCUUCGGGAGCUACUCAGGAGGAUGGAAAAAUACCACCUAAGGGGUGUAAAAAACUCAGUUCUUUGAGUGAAACCAUUGGUCCAGAGCAGACUGAUUUUCCUGAUAGUGCUAAGUUGUUUGUGGCUGCUACUCACAGCACUGUUCAAAAAGUAAAUCUGCAGGCCGUGCCUUUGAUGGUUAAGAGUGAAACUGGCGGCAAAGUUGCAUUGCAGGACUCUGAAUUGUCUCUGGACAUGGGGUGGGCUGGAAGCAUUGACUGCAUGCAAGAACAACAUAUAAUCAAGUACCAAAAAGAAACUGAAGGCCGAGCAUGGUGGCCAGGCUUGUCUCCCACUGCAUCAGCGGGAAUUGGUGCUUCUUAUUUGCAGUCUUCUUCAGCUGCUAAAACUCUAGAUUGGCUGAAUACUGCUACUGGCUCCUCGAAACAGGAUUUGAUGGAAAGUUGUUCUUCUGGUGGAAAGAUUUCCGAAAUUGUUAUUCAUAAUAAAAAACCUUGGAAGAGCUGUUCAGCUCAUGUUCACAUCAGUCAUCUCAUCCGUAGUUUAGAAGAGUCAAAACGACAGGUGGGCAAAGGACAUGAGCUUUAUGAAAGUCAUCAAGCGCGAGGACACGAAGGGUCAAAAUGUGGGCUUCUAAUGGAAGCACUCAACUUGAAUUGGAUGAGAAGUGGAAAUAGUAAUGCCUCUGGAACUGUUCAUUCCGCUACUAAGAGUAAUUCACGUGAAACUAAGAAUGGUAUUCUUCAACAUAGCCUUUAUCACGACAUUUCUCAGAUUUCAUCAACACCUGGCGUGCAUGGUCCUCAAAAACAAAGUUUCAACUUCUUGUCCUUGUCAACUGGUGGUAGUGAGGUAAAGGUCAACGAAAGUUUUAAUAAAGACGAAAGUAAGUUGGAACCAUAUUCAAAAUCGCAAGUGCCUUAUUUUCAAUCACUACAACAGCGGCAUGGCCUCAUGCCCAUUCAAAGUCCGUAUGCCUCAACUUUCCUUGAUCAGCUUCCUGUUGUAGGACCACAGGUUCGGUUGCAGCAGCAGCAGCCUCAUUAUUAUGGUACCCCGUUACGUGGAACUCAUUAUAGUUCGACACUUUCCUAUAAACAACAGCACCAAAGUUUUUGGGCGGUGCAGCUUGCAGCUCAAGGUGGGUCUGCUGUAAAUUGCAGCAUUGUGAGGGGCCAAUAUCCUAAUUGGCAAAGUGGUAGAAAUGACUCUUCUUUACCGAGUCCUUGUCCCCAACUAAUCCUUCCCCAUUCCCCUGCAUCCUUAGAAGCACUUGGAUCCAAGAUCCCUUCAAUCUCUGAGCAACAACACCUCUUUACCUUCGCUUCAUCAAGAUCCAGUGCAAAUGUGCAAGACUUUCAUCUUACUUCUUCUGUAUGUGAAGAAAGUAAAGGUAGAUUACGUAGCAGUAAUGGUACCCCAUCGCUACAAUUGUUAUGUGAUGAAGGUAUCUGA